UUGUCGGUUUUCCAUGGUGGGAGGGGCCGUUUUGGCGGGCUGUCGUGACGCCACUAGCCCUUGCGGGAUUCUAAGGCACCGCCGCUAAGAUUAGGCUUUCUGGCUGACUUUAGAGAGGACAAGGGGUGGGCUCAGAAUCCGAGUAAGGCGUGAGCGCGGACCCACAGCAGCGGUGAAACGGAAGUCCCGCUCCAACGGAGCCCGCGUCCGGAGGGGAGCUGCAGUCUUCCUCGAGCGAUGGCCGGAGGGCUGUGCGCCUCGGCGGCCUGCGUCUUGGCUGCCAGGAGCUAAGGGAGCGUUCUCACCUGGUGUUGAUGUUGAAUAUGCCUUAUUAGCAUAUUAAAAUGGCUGUACCCAAAGACUCCAUCCCUUCCUUGUUAGAAUGUCAAUGCCAGAUCUGUGUGGAAAUCCUCUUCGAGCCUGUGACACUGCCUUGUAACCACACGCUCUGUAAACCAUGCUUCGAAUCGACUGUCGAAAAGGCAAGUUUGUGCUGUCCCUUCUGUCGCCGCCGGGUCUCUUCGUGGGCUCGGUACCGUAGCCGAACAAAUUCUCUUGUUAAUAUGGAACUGUGGGAGAUAAUUCAAAAACACUAUCCGAAGGAAUGCAAGCUAAGAGCCUCUGGGCAAGAAUCAAAGGAAAUUGUUGAUGACUAUCAGCCAGUCCGCUUAUUAAGUAAGCCUGGAGAAUUAAGAAGAGAAUAUGAAGAGGAAAUAAGCAAGGUAGAGGCAGAGCGGCGAGCCUGUGAGGAAGAAGAAAACAAAGCCAGUGAAGAAUACAUUCAGAGAUUACUGGCAGAGGAGGAAGAGGAGGAAAAGAGACAGGCAGAAAAAAGGCACAGAGAAAUGGAAGAACAACUGAAAAGUGAUGAAGAACUGGCAAGAAGACUAAGCCUUGAUAUUAACAAUUUCGGUGAGGGAAGUGUUUUGGCUUCGCCUUUGAAUUCCAGAAAAUCUGAUCCAGUCACAACCAAAUCACAAAAGAAAAGUAAAAACAAACAAACAAACACUGGAGAUAUUCAGAAGUAUUUGUCACCUAAAUCUCAACUUGGGUCAGCAUCACAGUCUGAAGUUGUACAGGAAGACAGAAAAAACUCCAUGUCUAAGAAAAUUGAUGACAACAGUGAUGUGAAGAGCCCUACAUGGCAAGACACAGAGGUUGAAGAAGAUAUGCCAACGCUUUCUCCUCAAAUAUAUCUUGAAGUUCAGGAACAAGGUGCAAAGUCUUUAGUGGAGUCACCUAUGCCUCAGUUAUGUACCAGUGAUGGAGAAUGGUGCCUUGAAGGAAAAGUUGAAACAGGACCAAGCAAUCGUGAAAAAGGGUUAUGUGUCAUAAAUCUUGAGGAACCUAAAGCCAGAGUUCCCUACUCUGGAGAUGCUGCUACUGAGCCUUGUGGUGAAACAGAGAGUGAAUGUACUGUAUCAGAUACGACACAGUUCCUUAGAAACAACACGGUUGGGACAGAAAAUGAAGAGUCUCACCUACAGAUCAGUAAAGGUAUCUCCAAAAGAAGAAACCUAGAACCUUUGUCUGAAGCAAUCAGAGAGCCAUGCUUUUCUGCAAAAAGAAGGAAAAUGUUCCCCAAAGCCGCCUCAGACCAAGAGGAAACAGAAAUCAGCUUGACCCAAAAACUGAUAGAUUUGGAACAUCUACUUUUUGAGAGACAUAAGCAAGAAAAGCAGGACAGGUUAUUAGCAUUACAACUUCAGGAAGAGGUGGAUCAAGAGCAAAUGAGGCCAGACCGGCAAAAAGGAUCCCCAGAUGGAUAUCAGUUACGGACUGUGUCCUCACCUCCAGACAAAGUACUAAAUGGACAGAGAAGGAAUUCCAGAAACAGAAAUUCCAAAAGACAAACUGAGCUAGAGCAGCCAAAACCUCGGACAGACUCAAAAAAUGAAAACCAUCAGCAACCUUCUUUUAAGAUCCAGUUGAAAUGUUCGGUUAAUGGAAGAAAGAUAGCAAAUUCUACUAAUGAUAAUUGUAAUGUACCUAAAACUGCUCAUUCCCUACAGCCUAGUAAGUCACAGAAAAGUAUUUUUCAGAUGUUUCAGAGAUUCACAAAGUAAUGCUUGAGUAAGAACAGUAUUUUAUAAUCCAGUAAGACUGGGUUGUGAAGCUUUCUAUCAUAGGUUCUUUAUAAAUUUUUCAUUAGCUCUGCUCUGUAGACACACUCAUUAUCUCUAACUAAAGGACCACGUGAUUACAAAGGAGAAAUAUAUGAAUGUGUUUCUGCCGGACUCAGUUGUAAGCAAGAGUCCCACUCCUUUCCUUUUUCAAUAACUGUGAUACACUAAGUAUAGGUUGACAGCCUUUACGUAUGUAAAAUUGCAUUUGCCAACUCCCAGGAAAUCUUCAGUUCUGUGCAUUUCCCCCAAAAUGCAUAUUUUAUGGCCUUUGAGCCCCUUUUUUCCUGACUAGUAAUCAAAGCAACGUUAGUACCAAGUAACUAAGGGAUCCAGGCAGGGUUUAAAAGCUGUUUUCUUGUAGCUUUCCCAUAUUUGCAGAGCACUUGACAUACAUCUUUCAUAACACUAAUUUCCAUUUCUGCUUUAAUUAAGUAUUAACAAUAUUUUCUUUGACUUAAAAUGGGUUGGGGUCAGUGUGAAAUCAGAAAAAUCAGGGUUUUCUGGAAAAUUAGGACUUAGUUGACAAAACUAGACUGUUGAUGCAAAGGAGCUUGUCUUGGGAUGAGGCUAGGUGGGUAGAUGAACAGUGUGGGAUGAUCAGACGGCUGGAUCUAGAAUGGAGUAGCAGGUGUAGUCUGGCAGAGUGUUCUUCCUCGUCCUUUCUUUGCUGAAUGACACAAGAAACAUUUAGAUUUUAUAGUUUUACACACCUUACUAUCUAAUCUACUAUUCCAGAGGAAAAAAUGGAAAGUUAUGUCACAGUAUCCUGUAUUGUAGAACCUGGCUAACCAUGUGUUUAUUUCCUUAGGUUAUCGUACUGACUUAUUUGUGUUUAUGGACAAAAAUGGAAAGUAUGAUACUUGGGUUUUGCCCUGUCUUACCCCCAAAAGUUAAAUAGGAAGGCAGCAAUUUCAUUUUAUGAAAUUUAACUUAGAGAUCUUUUGUCUCAGAAGUAUGAACAACUUUGAGCAAAUAACAGGUUUAACAGCAUUUCUGAUGGACGUCUAGUUAACCAUCCUAUUAAGGUAAUAACAUAAUAAAAUGUCCUAGAGUUAAUAAUUGUAGCUUAAAUUUAUCAGUGCUUUUGGACAUUGAUUUUUUUUCCUCCAAAUUUUGUAACCAAAAUUCUGUAAUCUGCAUACUGAUGGCAUCUCCUUCAGUAUUGAUUAAUUAUGGGUAGAAUCCUGAUGCUAACUUAAAAUUUAGUUUGCCCUUUCUCAAAAAUGAUUGUCUCCUGAGUAAUGAUUGUGCUGAAAUGAAGUGUACUUAGAAACUAACCAAAUUUGUCUAAAGUAGACUAACAUCUUUUCAUCAAACCAAUAUUUUUUUAAGACCAAUUUUGCUUUACAUUUUAGGGAUUCCUCAAAUAAAAUUACGCAGUUAAAUCUUCCUGGAAUAGUCCAUGACCAAAAAGGGAGAAAAAUAGUAUAAUGUAUUUAGGAUUUACAUAUAUAACCACCUAUUUGUCUGAAAAGUCUUGCUGACUAAAAUUGGUUUUAACACAAAUUUUAACUUCUUAGUCUUUCUGAUAAUCCUACCAUGUAUGCAUCUUUGUAAGAAACUAGUAAAUAUUUUGUGUCAUUAUAAUGUAUUGAUACUUUUCCUUCCAUUUUUAUGGAACAGAUAUGAGUGUUUUAUUUCUCAAGGAGUGCUAGAACUGUGCAGAGGCUGAAAAUUAAAAUAAUUAUUAAAAAUUAAAAUGGACUAUAUGUUUUAUCACAGUUAAAAAUUAAAACAUGAAAAUAAGUUCUGUGUAAAAACUACCAUAAAGGAAAACUGGAAGACUAGGGAAAAAGUAGAUACAGUUCACCACAAAAAACGAAUUUCUUUUUAUAAAGUGUCUGCCAGUACAUUAAGAAAAAGACUAACAACUCAAAAGAAAAAUUAGAGAAGUUUAUGUUCCCAAGAAACAGUUCUCAGGAAAUACAAAUGGCUCUUGAAUGUGUGAAAAGAUGCAUAAUAUCACUUAUACCAAUGCUCAUAUGUUUUUCCAUCCUUCAUUAGAAAAGAUAAAGGUGCUUUUUUGGUUUUGUUUU
Messenger RNA from Bubalus bubalis (water buffalo), 4162 nucleotides. It is a transcript of the gene RNF168, whose product is annotated as ring finger protein 168. The transcript has 7 exons. NCBI's taxonomy places the organism in Eukaryota, Metazoa, Chordata, Mammalia, Artiodactyla, Bovidae. The coding region runs from base 345 to 2066 and encodes 573 amino acids. Gene Ontology annotation, molecular function: nucleosome binding; metal ion binding; ubiquitin-protein transferase activity. Gene Ontology annotation, cellular component: site of double-strand break; nucleus. Gene Ontology annotation, biological process: double-strand break repair; protein ubiquitination. The record is from RefSeq and is a predicted model, not a curated record.